AUGCCACUUUGUCCAGGUGCAGGUAAGAAGUCGUGGCCGGAGGUGGUGGGGCAAAGUGGAGAAGAUGCAGCGGCAAAGAUAGAGCGAGAGAAUCACAAUGUUCGAGCAAUCGUCAUACCGGAAGGCUCUGCAACCACCUUGGACCGGAGGUGUGACAGGGUCUGGGUCUGGGUCAAUCGAAACGGCACAGUCACCAAGGCUCCUAAGGUUGGUUAG
Prunus armeniaca (apricot) is the source of this 216-nucleotide messenger RNA. Lineage: Eukaryota; Viridiplantae; Streptophyta; Magnoliopsida; Rosales; Rosaceae. The record is from the annotation of a GenBank genome assembly.